UCCUAGUUGAAAGGUCGAAGACGUCACACGCAUGCUGCCUGGAACGGAAACAACAACAAACCUCUGAAUUAGCCAAACGUUAACGUUGCGUUUACAUUUCUUCUUUUUCUGUGUUGGUACUGUUGCUCGUUGUUGACAAAAAUGUCCAAAAAGGCCAAAGAAAUCCUACAGAUGGACCUGUAUGGGUUACUCGAUAUUGGAAGCACUGCUACAACGAAAGAGAUCAAGAAAGCUUAUCGACAGAAAGCCUUGACAUGCCAUCCAGACAAGAACCCAGACAACCCAAAAGCAGUGGAGCUCUUCCACCAGUUGUCGCAGGCUCUCGAGGUGCUAACUGAUGCUCCUGCCAAGGCUGCCUAUGACAAGAUUCGCGCUGCCAAGAAACAAGCAGAAGAAAGAAACCGGAAGCUAGAUGAUAAGAGGAAGAAAAUUAAGCUUGACUUGGAGACUCGAGAGCAACACGCCGAAUUUCAGAGCCAGGAAGACGUGUUUAACACCAGAACACUUGAAGAAGAGAUAGCCCGUUUGAGAGAGGAGGGAUCCAGACAGCUUGAGGAGGAACAGCGGCUCGUCAGAGAGCAGAUCCAGAGAGAAAGAGAAGCACAGCUGCAGCAAACGGGAGGCUACACUCAGAGAGACUCAGGAGUGGAGAGAUGUUCCAAGACCAAUGUGACCCCCAAAUUGAAGUUAAAGUGGAAGUGUAAAAAAGAGGACGAGACGAAUGGAGGCUACUCUCAAGACAUUCUUUUCAGACUUCUACAAAAGUAUGGAGAUGUUUCCAAUGUGAUUGUAUCGAGUAAGAAGAGAGGAAGCGCUGUGGUUGAAUUUGCAACUGUGAGAGCAGCUGAGCUGGCAGCUAAGAAUGAAAGUGGCCUGAGUGAAAACCCCCUGAAGAUUUCGUGGCUCGAAGGACAGCCCGAGGUUAUUGCUCCAGCAUCUCAACCUGGCCACUUCAUGUCUUCACAGGGUCAACUGUCAAAUGAGCGCGACUAUGAGAGCGUGGUGAUGAUGAAGAUGAGGCAGGCUGCUGAGCGACAGAAGCUUAUAGAACAAAUGCAGAGGGAAGAUGACGAGGAAGCUGUCUAGUCGUAUCUCAGUUUGUAACUAAUACAUGAAUACCUGUUUCAGGCUUUAGUUUCAUAAAGCCUCUUAUGUGGUUGUUUGUUUGUUUUCUAUGCAUUACCUGUGUGGUGAAAUAAAUCUUUUUAAUGACUAAAAAGGCAACAUUUUAUUCAAA
Cottoperca gobio is the source of this 1237-nucleotide messenger RNA. It is a transcript of the gene dnajc17, whose product is annotated as DnaJ (Hsp40) homolog, subfamily C, member 17. The record is from RefSeq and is a predicted model, not a curated record. Gene Ontology annotation, cellular component: spliceosomal complex. The coding region runs from base 142 to 1086 and encodes 314 amino acids. Gene Ontology annotation, molecular function: RNA binding. Gene Ontology annotation, biological process: spliceosomal complex disassembly. The transcript has 11 exons. NCBI's taxonomy places the organism in Eukaryota, Metazoa, Chordata, Actinopteri, Perciformes, Bovichtidae.